Molecule: messenger RNA, 1129 nt
Organism: Spinacia oleracea (spinach)
Lineage: Eukaryota; Viridiplantae; Streptophyta; Magnoliopsida; Caryophyllales; Amaranthaceae
Exons: 4
Coding region: 197-769 (190 amino acids)
Source: RefSeq, a predicted model, not a curated record
GCUCACCCCAUAGUCCAUAGUUCCGUACUUGUGUAGUUGUGUAGGCAAGGCGUGGCCUGGGGCGGGGCCGCGUGGCCUGGGGCGGGGCCGCGUGGCUGCUUCGCUAGUCGGUACCAAAAACCCCUCAUUUGUUUUGUUUAGGGUUUAACGCCUGCAAAAAUUAAAUUUGAAAGAAACAAAGGAAAUCAAAUCAGCCAUGUUUAGAAAAAAAUUACCCUCUCUUUUUCGGAUCGCAUCAUCAUCUCCAGCUUCCGGUGCUUCAAAGCCAGUUAAUGAAGAAAAGAGCAGAUCAUUAGGCCGAAAAGCUGUGUCAACUGCUCUGCUAUGUCUUACUGGUGGUGUUGCGUUGAGUGCCGUUGAUGACCUUGCUAUCUACCAGGGCUGUAGCAGCAAGGCAAUGGAGAAAGCCAGCAGGAAUCAGGAAGUCAUUAAGGCAAUUGGUGUACCAGUAGUUAAAGGCCCUUGGUAUAGCGCUUCACUUGCUGUAACUCACAAGAGGAAUUCUGUGUCCUGCACAUUUCCUGUUUCUGGACCUCAAGGCAAUGGUGUUCUGCGCUUGAAGGCUGUUCGCGAUGGAGAUGACUCCUGGUCAUCAUUCUUUCGUCCACGCAACUUCGACAUCUUAAUAUUGGACGCAGUACUCUACAUUCCAGGAAAUGAAGAAUCAAAGCAAACCAUUAAGAUUAACAUCUCAGAUGACGUCCCCUCUCCUGCAUGUCAACCUUGCACUAGAUGUCCAGACACAGGAACUCCAGGUAAACAACAAUGACGGGACACUUGGGAAGAACUUCCUCCUUAGCUAUAGCGGAAACCAAUAAAAAUAAUUCAUAUAUUCUUUUAUACAUAUAUGAGAUAUUGUUACAUUUUUCCUGGAAUACACAAGAAUACAUGUAUAAUUUCCUUGGUAUGUUCACUUAUAAAAGCUUUUUUUCACUAGAAACAGUGAUACAAGUAAAUUUUUGUUUACAAUCGGAUCCAACUGUGAGAUCUUUCUCUACCUUAAUGUUGUCCUUUUAACUCGAAUCUGUGUAGCUUGGCAUUGAAUUGAACCAAGAUUAAUUACAAUUGCGCAAUAUAUUGAGAAUUGAUACAUUUGUAAUGGAUAAUUAUAGUGAUACUUGUAUGAAAA